ACCCGAAAGAGAGAAUCAAGACUUUUCAAAAUGGGGGCUGCAUCCAAAGUGAUCCACAUCAUCCUCCGGGUGUUUGAGGUGAUUUGUUCAGUCAUCGUCCUCGGCCUCGUCGCUCGCUUCCUGCAUCUGGUCUCCCAGGCAGGAGUCUCGGCCGAUUCUCGCAUCGUAUAUGCCAUCGUCACGGCUUCCAUCAGCACUUUAUUUGCGCUUGUCUUUAUCGCACCGUUCAUCUACGCCUACUUGGCCUUCCCGAUGGAUGCGAUCCUGUUUGUCAUGUGGAUUGUUGUCUUCGGCUUGUUGACUUCGCGCACCGGCUCGGCCAUGUGUAACGCUUCCUGGUAUUGGAACUACUGGGGAUACUACUGGGGCGGGUGGUGGCGUGUGCCGGACCUCACAGUCUGGGAUAGGGGCUACGGCGGCUGCGCGUCCUGGAGGGCCGUUCUGGCCUUUUCCUUUUUGGCUGCCAUGGCCUACCUCGUCAGCGCCAUCUUGGGAGCGGUUGUUGUGCAUCGCUACCGCGGCAAGAACUCGCCCGUGUAA
Molecule: messenger RNA, 540 nt
Organism: Podospora anserina S mat+
Lineage: Eukaryota; Fungi; Ascomycota; Sordariomycetes; Sordariales; Podosporaceae
Exons: 2
Cellular component (GO): membrane
Source: RefSeq, a predicted model, not a curated record